UUCCUUUUAUGCAUAACAGACUCCAUUUACUUUCUUCUUCCCGUUUAUUUAUUAGCCAUUUUCCCAACUCUUCUUUUUGUCUCUGUUUCUUUCUGUAUCUCAGUUUCAAUAUUCUUUCAAGUCCCUUCUCUUUUCUGUCCUUCUACAUACUUACAAUAUUAUUAUUUAAAAAAAAAAUAUUUUUCUUUGGUUAAGAUAUGGCAGCAGAAGUCAGCACUCUGGUUAGGAUAAUGAACAAAGGUGAUAAUCAUGACAUGAAUGAAUCAUCAUCUUCAUCUUCAUCCUCAAGGGGUGGUGGAAAAUCAACGGCCCUGAUCACUCGGGACUUGCUCGGUGGAUGUUCAAUCCUUGAUUCUAAAGAGUUGGACCUUGACUUGCAGGUUCCUUCUGGCUGGGAAAAGCACCUCGACUUGAAGUCAGGAAAAGUGUAUCUACAACGGAGAAAUUCUUCGAAUUAUUUCUCAUCAAUGAAUAAGCAACCAAAAUAUCAAACAGUUGGAAAUUUUCAAGAUCUCAAUUCCCCUCCAGCUUCAAACUUACCACUCAGUCUUUUUGAGGACACUAAGUUAGAUCUAAAACUGAUAUCGUCAUCAUCAUCGCCAUCAUCAUCAUCAUCGGGUUAUAAUAAUAGCGUGUGCACCCUUGAAAAAGUAAAAUUUGCUUUAGAAAGGGCAGAGAAGGAAUCAUUAAAGAGGAAGCGCUCCGUAUCAGAAUCAGUUGUACUCAUGUCCAUCACAUCAUCUCCUACUUCAAAUUCCUCAAUAUCAUCAAUCAAGGAUACAGAUAAUAUUACUGAGCAUGACAUGACUUCGUUCGCGAAUUCAUCAUUUGCUGCUGGUUGUCCAAGUUGUCUCCUUUACGUGCUGAUAUCAAAGACCAAUCCAAGAUGUCCGCGAUGCGAUACAAUUGUUCCAAUAUCAUCUGUAAUUAGCAUGAAAAAACCUCGUAUUGACCUUAACAUAUCCAUGUAAACGUGAAAUCAUGGGAAGAACAACCACUGAGUUAUAACGACGAUUUUGUAAAGAUAUAUAGAGAGAUACAUAGUCUUGUAAGUUACAGAUCAUGAUAUAUUUAUAUAUAAAAUACAGCAAAGAGAUUGAAGUUCCUUCUUUGAUAAA
Nicotiana tabacum (common tobacco) is the source of this 1118-nucleotide messenger RNA. RefSeq lists its product as uncharacterized. NCBI's taxonomy places the organism in Eukaryota, Viridiplantae, Streptophyta, Magnoliopsida, Solanales, Solanaceae. The record is from RefSeq and is a predicted model, not a curated record.